CCUCGCUUGGCCCGGCGGCCCAGAGGUAAAACCGGCGGCGGAGAGGGGAGCCUUCGAGCCCGGCUCCUGCCCCGCUGACAGCCGGCUCGACGCCCACCGCCCAGCCUCUUCCAUCCUCCUCCAUCCUCCCCCAUCCCCAUGCGGCCGGCCCACUGAUUUCCCCCCCCCCGCCCCAGGCCAGAGGCGGUCAUGGGGGGGACCCCUGGGGCGGAGCCCCCCGAGGGCGGCCGGGAGCUGGGUUCCUGCUGCAGACCCCUCCUGGGAGCACUCUGCCUCCUCUUCCUCCUCCUCCUCCUCGUCCCCCUCCCGUUGGUAGAGCUCCUGGAGAGCCUCGGAGACCCGGCCGGCCCCUCCCUGCAGAAGACUCAGGAAGAUACCAGAGCCGCUGGCGCCCCUGGCCCUCGGCCCCCCACCGUCCCGGCCCCCCUGCCCCGUCGGACCCGGAGACGACGCUACACCAUUACCCCAGGCAGGCUUCGUUGGGACCACUUCAACCUGACCUACAAGAUCCUGUCCUACCCCAGGAACCUCAUCAAUGAGAGCGAGACCCGGCGAGGGCUAGCGGCUGCCUUCCGCAUGUGGAGUGAGGUCUCCCCGUUCAAUUUCAAGGAGGUGCCUCGAAGCCGGCCCAGCGACCUCAAGAUUGGUUUCUACCCAAUCAACCACACGGACUGCCUGGUGUCCCUCCUCCACCACUGCUUUGACGGCACGACCGGCGAGCUGGCCCACGCCUUUUUCCCCCCAACCGGCGAGAUCCACUUUGACGACAGCGAAUACUGGAUUGUGGGCAACACCCGGUUCAGCUGGAAGAAAGGCGUGUGGCUCACGGACCUGGUCCAUGUGGCUGCCCACGAGAUAGGCCACGCGCUGGGCCUCAUGCACUCCCUGAAUGGGAACGCGCUGAUGCACAUCAACGCCACACUGACGGGCAAGAAGACCAUUUCACAGGACGAGAUGUGGGGCAUCCAUCGGCUCUAUGGCUGCCUGGACAGGCUCCAUCCCUGCCCAUCAUGGGCUCGGAGGGGUUUAUGCGACUCGCGCAGGAAGUUCAUGAAGAAAUUCUGCCCCAACAGCUGUGACUUUUGCUACGAGUUCCCCUUCCCGACGGUAGCCGCCACCCCUCCGCCCCCCAGAACCAAGACCAAGCUGGUGCCAGAGGGCAGGAACGUCACCUUCCGCUGCGGCCAGAAAAUCCUCCACAGGAAAGGCAAAGUGCACUGGUACAAGGACCGGGAGCUGCUGGAGUACUCCUACCCAGGCUACCUCGACCUGAGCGAUGCCCACAUGAGCGUCAUCGCCAACGCCAUCAAUGAGGGCACCUACACCUGCAUCGUGAAGAAGAAGGAGCGCAUCCUCACCACCUACUCCUGGCGGCUGCGUGUGAAGCGUUAAGUGGGGCCGGGGGUGGCUGGGGCCCCGGGCCAAAGAGCUCCCGCUCCCCUGUGCCCCUUCCUGUGGGGUGGGGGCUCAGGAACAGUGAGGCACCCGCUUCCCCAGAAUGGACUCUGUGGGCCAGGACAGAGGGGAGGGGGCAGCGGCGAGGCCAAUUGAGUGGGCUGAAGCCUGAGACUUUGCUACGGCGACUCCCAGCCCAGGCCGGCAGCCGGUGGGGGCACCCGGGUGAGGGGGGUGCUGCCGGACAGGGCCCGAAUGAUAAAUGCUUUUGCCAAAGAA
Molecule: messenger RNA, 1674 nt
Organism: Ornithorhynchus anatinus (platypus)
Lineage: Eukaryota; Metazoa; Chordata; Mammalia; Monotremata; Ornithorhynchidae
Gene: MMP23B
Product: matrix metallopeptidase 23B
Exons: 8
Coding region: 190-1392 (400 amino acids)
Biological process (GO): collagen catabolic process; proteolysis; extracellular matrix organization
Cellular component (GO): extracellular matrix
Molecular function (GO): metalloendopeptidase activity; zinc ion binding
Source: RefSeq, a predicted model, not a curated record